GUCAAAUCUGUACAUUUAAGCACCAGGUGAUAUCAGUCUACAAAACGUUGCUUCACAGGAUGUUAUCUCCAGUGUUCCAGUGGAGUGAUACCAUAUCAGUUGAAGUAAUAGUUGAUUUUGAAUAACAUUUUCUCUUUAUUUUAGUUGUGGAUGACAGUAGUAACUGGGCAGUCUGUGGAAAGAGCUCAGGGGUAAUAUCUAUGCCAGUAGCAGUUCAAGCAACCCAUAAAGUGCAUAUGGAAGUAAUGCCCCUCUUUGCUGGAUACCUCCCUUUUCCUGAUGUUAAACUAUUUAAAUAUCUCCCUCAUCACUCUGCUCACUUUAUGCAACUUGAUGCUGAUAGCUGGAUUGAAAAUGAUAAUAUCUCUGUGGAUAAAAAUAUGGAUGAUCAAGCUGACAACAGUAGCAUAAAGAGCAGAGGCAGCAUACAUUCAACAACCAGUGCAGAACACAAAGGUUUGCCCAUGCCCCGACUUCAAUCAUUUUCCCCUGGACAGGUCUUCAAUUCCAGUUCUGGCAUGCAAAUCCUUGUCAUUCCCAGCAAAGAUGAUCACAUUUUAGAAGUCAAUGUCACAUGACGUUUCUCUGUAGAUGUGUAGAAAUAUGCACAUGAGACUUGAAUAUAAAUGCACUUUAAGAGAUCAUAACCUGAUA
This is a messenger RNA of Thamnophis sirtalis, 654 nucleotides long. NCBI's taxonomy places the organism in Eukaryota, Metazoa, Chordata, Lepidosauria, Squamata, Natricidae. The record is from RefSeq and is a predicted model, not a curated record.